Mya arenaria is the source of this 3216-nucleotide messenger RNA. RefSeq names its product multiple epidermal growth factor-like domains protein 10. The record is from RefSeq and is a predicted model, not a curated record. Bases 79 to 1839 code for a protein of 586 amino acids. The transcript has 7 exons. NCBI's taxonomy places the organism in Eukaryota, Metazoa, Mollusca, Bivalvia, Myida, Myidae. Gene Ontology annotation, molecular function: scavenger receptor activity.
GAAGAUUUUAUGUCAGUAACCCCAGCGUUAAGCUUGGAUAUGAAUACAUUUAAGUUUUCGUCAACGCCCUGAAGGAAUAUGGAUAGUUUUAAGAUCCUAUUUGUAUUAAUGGUGCUUUUUAAAGCUAAAUGUGACGAUUGUCCUGAUCGAUGCCUGUGCUGCAUUAACGACAUAUGUGAACAUGACUCAAAAGGCUGGGAACAAGUGUGUUUAGAUGGCUGCAAAGAUGGUUAUCAUCAACCUCGAUGCAUGGUCCCGUGUAAAGGAAACUGUCAGACUUGUCGUCAAUCUGACGGUGUGUGUCUUAUAUGUAAACCGGGAUUUUACGGACCAUCUGACGAGUGUUUAAAUGCAUGUGCCUUCAGACACUGCGCAUGUUUUGAAAGCGAAUGUGAUAAUUGUCUUGACGGGUUUUACGAUGUUAGCAACCAUUGCGACUCGGCUUGUUCAAAAGGGUGCAGUGAAGACAAAUGCAAUGAUGAUGGAACUUGCGACUGUGUUGACAAUUUUGAAGGAAAUAAAUGUGACAGGUGUGUUCUAGGGAAAUACGGAGAACUAUGCAAUAAUAAUUGCAUAAACGAAAACUGCAUGUGCACAAACGCGGUUAAUUGUAUUUCCUGUAGGACUGGCUUUUUUGACAUUUCUACUUUUUGCUCUAAACGGUGUUCCGUGGGCUGUAAGGAUAUUUGUAAUAGUGACGGCCACUGUACAUGCUUACCGCAAUUUUCAGGACAGACAUGUGCAAACUGUAUACCUGGAUUUUAUGGCGACGACUGCACCAUACCGUGCUCAAACGGUUGUAUUGAUGGCACAUGCAAAAGAGAUGGAACGUGCAAGUGUAUUCAAUACUUUAUGAGUAAAACAUGUGAUGUUUGUGAUCAGGGACGUUUUGGAACAUUAUGCGAUAAAACAUGUAGUGCAGGCUGUGCGAAUAAUACAUGUGACAGAAGCGAUGGAUCAUGCGAGAUAUGUAUUGACGGUUAUACAUCAUCAACUUGUCAUGAAAACUGUAACUAUGCUUGCCAAUCAUGUUCUCAAGACAACGCGUCUCAAUGCUUAUUAUGCUUCAAGGGCUUUUAUGUUGAUUCGAAUAUGUCAGGUUGCACUCCCUGUGAGCAGUCGUGUCUUGCUAACACAUGUGAACAGCCGAAUGGGUUGUGUACAUACGGAUGCCGAGAAAGAUACUGGGGCCACAACUGCAAUAAUUCAUGCCAUCCUACUUGCAAAACCUGCCUUCGAGAGAAUGGCAUCUGUACACAUUGUGUUAACAACUCGUUGACUAGUGUUGGAAAUUACUGUACCAGAACAUGUAGUGACACCUGUGUUAAUAAGGAAUGUGAUGUUAUGACAGGCCGAUGCCUACGUGGCUGUGUUCGCAACUUUUACGCCGACAUGUGCGAUAUAGAGUGUCCAGCUACAUGCGUUUCCGUACCAAAUAUUACAAGAUGCGAUUACUUUGGUCGUUGUCGACAUGGUUGUAUUGCUGGAUACAAAGGGAUUACCUGUGCAAAUGCAACGACAACUUCUAAACCGGAAUCUUCAUCAUGCGGGGGAAUCAUUGGGGGAACUGUUGGUGGUUCACUCACUGUUUUAUGUAUGAUUACUGUCAUCCAGAUAGUUCUGUUCAUUCGAUGGAGACGACACAACAAGAACAACUCCUCUGAAAGAACCCAAGAGCUGGCGUUCCGCAGUUUGGAUCCAUAUGAGAUUGAGCCAGAAAUGCAAUAUCAAGAGCUAAGUAUCAAGCCCUUGAGAGAGAAUAAAGAUACAACGUACACAGACCUCCAGGAAGCAACAACGCUCGAUUCUGACGUUGUGUAUGAUCAGCAAACCGAGUAACGAAGGUGCCGACUUUGUUUCACUCAAAAAAUGAAUGGACACAAACUAUCAGCUGUACAAAACUCGUGUUUUAUUGACUAUAAACAGCUAAGAUUUGAAUGUAUAUUGUUCACUUAUGUUCAGAAUGUGUCAGAUAUUUUAUCAAAGACACGUUGUGAAAUAAAUGAAACUUGAGCUAAUUAUUGUAGAUUUUAUUGUGAUUAGAUCGAUCAAAAGUGUUGUAACUCAAGGAACAACUUGUUGUGUUUAUAAAGUGUAUAAUCUGUACUCGUGAACAAUUAUUACUGAUUUUAUUUCUCUUUAAAUAUACCAUACUUGCUUUUUACGAAAAUUAGAGUCAGUUUUUUGAUAAUGCCUGAAUAAACAAUUGGUUUUAUCUAUUAUACAUUUAAGGAUUAAAAGUUCGAAUUAAAAUCCUAAUAGAAUCCUAAAAUUUAAAGAUGUUGCUUAGUGAAGAUAAUCCUAGAAAGUGGAGAGAAAGGAUUGUUUUCUCCAAACUUGUUUCUCAACUCGGACUAUGACAGUCUUGACAGUGAAAAUAUUUCCUGACAAGAACCUGUUUCUCAUUCGUAUUAUUCGUAAAACCAUGUUUACCCUAUUAACCAAUGAUAGUGGUUUCUAUAAAUAAUACCUACAAAGCACUUUUCAUUUUAUAGUUAUUUGACUGUUAUGAUAUGUGAUUAUACUUUGUACAUGUUGUAAACCAUUAAUUAUCUGUGAAACAAAUUGUUUUCGCCACAAUAUUUGCGGGUUGCAUAUCUGUUUCUUGGUAAGAUGAUACUAACUACAGUGUAUUUCCUCAGAACUCCUAACAUCGACCAUGACCGACCAUUCAAUUGAUAAAAACUGGAAAGUACAUGAAUUGAAGUUUGUUUGAAGAUAUAUAACUUAAUGUUUUAGCCCGAUAUGUACGCAUGGCGGUUUACCAAAAUAACACCCAACUGUUUCUUUAGGAUCUCUUUGGUCAUAAUAAAGCUGUAUUUUUGUUAGUUUUGCCUUUUUCAAUAAUAUUAAACGACUCUUUCAAUUAAUGAUAUGAUACGAUACGAUAAAGCGAACAUUCGUUGAUAAAAUGACCCCUUUGACCUUAACAUAAAAUCUUAAUUUGAUAAACAGGAACAAUUAAAAGUAUGACAUACCCAAUCAUAUUUUCUAUUCGACAUUAAGUCAUACCACAUGCCUAGUCACAGCGACCGUGCUUUUAUCGUUCAACUUACAUUCUGGUCAAAAGUCAGGAACCUGACCACAUUCCUAGUCACAGCGACGGUGCUUAGUUCGUACCACUGACGUCCUUGUAAAAAGUCAGGCACCUUACCACAUUCAUAGUCUCAGUGACGGUGCUGGGUUUGUACCACUGACGUCCUCGUCAAAAGUCAG